Molecule: messenger RNA, 573 nt
Organism: Thermothielavioides terrestris NRRL 8126
Lineage: Eukaryota; Fungi; Ascomycota; Sordariomycetes; Sordariales; Chaetomiaceae
Exons: 3
Coding region: 1-573 (190 amino acids)
Source: RefSeq, a predicted model, not a curated record
AUGGCCGAUACUACUUUCCAAGAUACCAUUGCGGCCAUGGCCGAUGAGUUCAACGCCGCCAACGAAGCGGCAGAACGCCUUGCCGCCAGCUUCAAGGCUGCGGGUGAAGAAUAUCCCACCCCUGGGCGUUCAGACGCCUCUCAGCCCGCCGCUAGCCACCCGAAUGAAGAAGAAGCCGUGGUAGAUGCCGCCAAAGGCGCAAUUUGCGACGUGAAAGACCUUUACCAGUCACAGAAGUCGACUUGCUCAUGCUGCACGGAACGGGUGGAAGUAAAUCCGUUCAAAGAAAAGAAGACGGCUGAGAAAGCCGAAAACAAGUUUGCCGCAUUUGCGCUCGCGCAUCCAGACGACGACGACGGCGUUCAGGAGCUUGCUGAGCACCCGCUGAACGGGCGACAGAUCAAGAGUGCGAUCAAGACAGCGGCCGUGCUGGCAAACAGCCAAGGAAGCCCGGUUAUGCUCCGACAUUUGAGGGUUGUGCUGAACCUCUGGGCGAAGGCGGUCAAGUCGUUGAAGCGAGAUUCUACACCACCGAGCUUCAAGUUGGUUAAGCCAGGCGGAGACGAGGCUUGA